Molecule: messenger RNA, 848 nt
Organism: Monosiga brevicollis MX1
Lineage: Eukaryota; Choanoflagellata; Craspedida; Salpingoecidae
Exons: 7
Coding region: 45-848 (267 amino acids)
Molecular function (GO): tRNA dihydrouridine synthase activity
Source: RefSeq, a predicted model, not a curated record
CACACACACACACACACACACAGCGAGCCGCGUGCUGGGUCGGGAUGGCAGCCGCAGGUGGUGUCAUAGAAGGUGGGGUAGUGGCUGGACCGGUGCACGAGAUGCAAGAGUGGCUGCGUUCGCUUGGAGCCAAGCGUGUGUUUUUGGCACCGCUCGUGGGUGGCUCUGAUCUGGCUUUUCGGACCAUGUGCUACGAGCGAGGCGUUGUGGCAGCUUUCAGUCCCAUGCUGUACGCGCGGCAUGCAGUGGAAAACCCCAAUUAUCUCAACCUCAACCUAGACACACAACCGGCCGAGAACGUGAUUGUGCAGUUCUGCGCCAACAACGGCGACUUCUUCGCCCGCGCCAUUGACAAGGUGCGCCUACGCUGCCGCGGCGUGGACUUGAAUCUGAGCUGGACGUCAAAGCGUGCAGAGCGCGGCGGGUACGGUGAAUAUCUCCUCAAGAACCCCACACAACUCGAGAGCGUUGUGCGAGCGGGCGUCGCGACGCAAGUCCCAAUCACGUGCAAGCUGCGCUUGCAAGCAUCGGUAGCUGAAACCAUUGCCACAGCACAACGCCUCGAAGCAUGGGGCGUCAGCCUGCUCACCAUCGAGGGUCGUACGUCAGCACAGCUCGACAGUCGGCGUGGCAUCGCCAACUGGGAAGACAUUGCACAAAUACGAGCGGCGGUGGGCAUUCCCAUCCUGUACAAUGGUGACCUCGUGGUUCGCGAGCAAAUCGAAGCCUGCCUCGCCUACACGGGUUGGUUUGUGCGACACCCACGCAACCCCCCUACGUUUGAUCAUACCAAGGCACAUACGGCCACACGGUCUCUCCCGCUGACCCGGGCCAACCUGCACGUGUAG